AUGGAUUCAAACGAUUCAGUCCCUGGCUCAAGUGAGAACCACUAUGGCAGAAAGGCUUCAGUGAACAAGAAACACACUUCCUACAGCCCAGGAAGCAGAGCACAGAAGAGCCCUAAAGACAAGACUUCAGUUCACAGGUAUACACCCCAAAUGCCUCCACUCCUAUUUCAGGUGGUUCUAGUGGGAUCCAUAAAGACUACCCAGAGCAGGGAGAUCAUUGGAGGACAUGAAGCCAAACCCCACUCCCGUCCCUACAUGGCCUUUAUUGAAUUCUUGUACACUACCUUUAGAAAACCGUGUGGUGGCUUCCUGAUACAUGAGAAGUUUGUGUUGACAGCUGCUCACUGUUUCAAGAGAAAUCCGGAGUCACAGAUCAUAGAAAUACUUGUUGUGCUGGGAGCACACAACAUCACAAAACAAGAGAAGACUCAGCAGUACAUACGUGUGCAAAAAUGCAUUCCACACCCACAAUUCAAUCUUGAAACACUCACCAAUGAUAUCAUGCUGCUGCAGCUGAAGGGAAAGGCCAUGCUGACUGAAGCGGUGCAGAUUCUACAGCUGCCUAGCAGAAAAUCCCAGGUGUUGCCAGGCACCAUGUGCCAGGUGGCUGGAUGGGGAAUGAUGGACCAAAAUAAGAAAUUGGCUAGCACACUGCAGGAAGUGGAGAUGACAGUACAAGACGAUAAGGAGUGUGAAAUCCGCUAUCCCAAUUACAACAGUGCUACUCAGAUGUGUGCUGGGGACCCAAAAAUUCAAAAAACCUCCUUUUUGUGUGACUCCGGAGGGCCCUUCCUGUGUAAUAAUGUGGUUCACGCCAUUGACUGCUCUGGAAGCAGCGAUGGGAAACCUCCAAGUAUCUACACCAAACUAUCACCUUAUCUAGAUUGGAUAGAGAAAACCAUAAAACAUCUCUUAUUGUAG
This is a messenger RNA of Octodon degus (degu), 921 nucleotides long. RefSeq names its product granzyme B(G,H)-like. The transcript has 5 exons. Lineage: Eukaryota; Metazoa; Chordata; Mammalia; Rodentia; Octodontidae. The record is from RefSeq and is a predicted model, not a curated record. Bases 1 to 921 code for a protein of 306 amino acids. Gene Ontology annotation, molecular function: serine-type endopeptidase activity. Gene Ontology annotation, cellular component: intracellular membrane-bounded organelle; cytoplasm. Gene Ontology annotation, biological process: proteolysis.